UUCAGAAAUACCCACAGAGACGCCCACAGGAAACACACACACAAACACACACAGACACACACACACACACACACACACAGACACACACACAGACUCUGCAGCAGUGUGUCAGCAGCUGUCUGCUCGUCUCUCAGUCAUGUUAUCCUUGGCUGCCCUCGCGCUCCGUCUCCCAGCCUCUGGUUGCCAAGGAAGAAGGCGAUCCAUCGCAACUGUCGUCUCAGGGAACAGGACGUCCAAGUUGGUGAGGGAGCGACUGCAGAAGGAGGUGGAGAAGAUGAGGAGUCAGUUCUCGGGGUUCAGACCUGGUCUGGUGAUUCUGCAGGUGGGCGACAGAGACGACUCUAAUCUGUACAUCAGCUCCAAACUGAAGGCUGCAGCCGAGAUCGGAAUCGAUGCGAGACACCUGCGGCUGCCGAACACGGCGACACAGAACGAGGUUCUGCAGAACAUCCUGUCAGCCAACGACAACGUGUCCGUCCACGGUCUGAUCGUCCAGCUUCCUCUGGACUCUGUGAACCGCAUCGACACGCAACUCAUCACCAACGCCAUCUCUCCGGAGAAGGACGUGGACGGUCUGAGCUGUAUCAAUGCAGGGAAGUUGUCUCGAGGAGAUCUGAAGGACUGCUUCCUCCCCUGCACCCCGUACGGCUGCAUGGAGCUCAUCAGACAGACAGGCGUGUCUGUGGCGGGGAAACACGCCGUGGUGAUUGGCCGCAGUAAGAUCGUCGGGGCGCCGAUGCACGACCUGCUGCUGUGGAACCACGCCACCGUGACCACCUGUCAUUCACAGACCCGCGACUUGCCCCAACAGGUGGCCCGGGCUGAUAUCCUGGUGGUGGGGGCGGGCAGAGCUGAGAUGGUGAGAGGUGAUUGGCUGAAGCAGGGAGCCAUGGUCAUUGACUGUGGAAUCAACCACGUACCAGACGAGACGAAGGCAAGCGGUAAACGGGUCGUCGGAGAUGUCCACUACGCCUCGGCCAAUCAGAGAGCAGGAUUCAUCACACCUGUUCCAGGAGGGGUGGGGCCGAUGACAGUGGCCAUGCUCAUGCAGAACACGGUGCAGAGCGCUCAGCGUUUCCUCCGGAACCAGAAACACUGAAGGUGAAACUUUCUGUCUAAUAUCAGAAGAAUAAG
Messenger RNA from Sander lucioperca (pikeperch), 1134 nucleotides. RefSeq names its product methylenetetrahydrofolate dehydrogenase (NADP+ dependent) 1a, methenyltetrahydrofolate cyclohydrolase, formyltetrahydrofolate synthetase (gene mthfd1a). The record is from RefSeq and is a predicted model, not a curated record. Gene Ontology annotation, cellular component: cytosol. Gene Ontology annotation, molecular function: methenyltetrahydrofolate cyclohydrolase activity; methylenetetrahydrofolate dehydrogenase (NADP+) activity. NCBI's taxonomy places the organism in Eukaryota, Metazoa, Chordata, Actinopteri, Perciformes, Percidae. The transcript has 11 exons. Gene Ontology annotation, biological process: tetrahydrofolate interconversion. The coding region runs from base 137 to 1099 and encodes 320 amino acids.